Molecule: messenger RNA, 969 nt
Organism: Elephantulus edwardii (Cape elephant shrew)
Lineage: Eukaryota; Metazoa; Chordata; Mammalia; Macroscelidea; Macroscelididae
Product: leucine-rich repeat-containing protein 37B-like
Exons: 3
Coding region: 1-969 (322 amino acids)
Source: RefSeq, a predicted model, not a curated record
AUGGCAGAGACUCCUAAGGGCGGUGUAGCUCAAUUCCCAACACACCCUCAAGAGCCUUCCAACGAGGCGGAAUCUUCGAAAACAAAACACCUAGCCUCAGUUCCACCUCCAAGUCAAGAAAUAACUCACCAUCCAAACGUGCCCGAUGUCACUGUUCAGCCUUGGACCUUGGAACUUACUCUAUCUCCAGAACCAGAAACACAGGUUGUUGGGUCUUCUCCAAUCCAGCAAGACCAACCAACUCUAUCUCUGGAGCACCGUGAGGAGAUUGUAGCUCAAUCUCCAGUUUAUAAUCAGGUGACAGUUGAUUCUACAGGUCAGGGCCAAGGUCAGAAAUCAAAAUUACGUGAUGUCAUAGUUAGUCUUCUAGACCUGCCGCUUACUACAACUCCUCAGUUCACAGCAGAGAUUAAACAUUCCAUUGCCCUGGAGGAAACCGCACCUCCUACAAAGCAAAGCACACUGAAGUCGUUUACUGAAACAAGAGCAUUACAGACUGCAUCCCCUCCAAACCAAGUGACAGUUCAACUUAGAAGGAGCACAUGUCUCCAAGGGGGCCACCAACACAGCGUGCCAAGAACAGAAGUAAUACUCACAUACAUAUGUGAGCUCUGUGUCUGCCAAAACGCAAUGUCGUCCUGUAUUGGCCUUCAAAAAGAGAAGAAGAAGCUCCGCAGAGUGCCUGUGCCAGAGCCCAACACGUACAACGGCAUCUUCACUGUCUUUGUCAUAGUUCAACCUGCAGACCUGGCGCUUACCACAACUCCUCAAUUCACCUCAAAGACUGAACAGUCCACAGCCCUGCAGAAAAACACGCUUCCUACAAAGCACAAUACAGUUCAAUCUUUUAUCCAGAACCCUUUAUGGAGACUAAGCCUUCUACAAUCCUGCAGAGACCUACAUCUCCAAAGCACGCUUAUGCAGCAUUCAGCAUCAACUGAGGCAGCCCUUUCUUCUCCAGUGACUUAA